Telopea speciosissima is the source of this 549-nucleotide messenger RNA. RefSeq names its product aconitate hydratase, cytoplasmic-like. Gene Ontology annotation, cellular component: cytosol; mitochondrion. The coding region runs from base 1 to 549 and encodes 182 amino acids. The transcript has 4 exons. Lineage: Eukaryota; Viridiplantae; Streptophyta; Magnoliopsida; Proteales; Proteaceae. Gene Ontology annotation, biological process: citrate metabolic process; tricarboxylic acid cycle. The record is from RefSeq and is a predicted model, not a curated record. Gene Ontology annotation, molecular function: 4 iron, 4 sulfur cluster binding; aconitate hydratase activity.
AUGGGUUGGGAAUCGGCAGAUAUUGUGAGGAACUCAAAAAUUCUUGGGUUUGGCUUGGAGAAGGGAGUUAUCCCAAGGUGUUCAGCUGUUCGAGUUUUGCAAAUGAAAGGUCUAGUGGAGAGAGAUCAUGGUAUCAGAACUGUGUUGAUAAAGAGUGAUAAGUCAUUAUUGGAGAAGUUUGUAACCAAGUUUGAGGAAUACUUUCAUGGGAAAUCUUCUGGGGGUGGCGAGUUUGGAAAGUACUAUAGCCUACCUGCUCUGAAUGAUCCAAGGAUCGAUAAGUUGCCGUACUCCGUCAGGAUCCUUCUUGAAUCGGCAAUCCGUAACUGUGACAACUUCCAAGUCACCAAGGAAGAUGUUGAGAAGAUUAUUGGUUGGGAGAAUACUUCUCCCAAACAAGUCGAGAUUCCUUUCAAGCCUGCCUGUGUUCUCCUGCAGGAUUUUAAUGGUGUUCCAGUUGUGGUGGAUCUUGCUUGCAUGAGGGAUGCUAUGAACAAGCUUGGCAGUGAUUCUAGCAAGAUCAACCCCUUGGUAGAUGUCAGGUGGUGA